CUUUUUGUGUUGAUCUGAAAGGCUGCAGAUUUUUUAAUUUGUUCUAUUUUUUUAUUAAUUUGAUUAGAAUUGUGCAGUUAAACUCACUACUUAUAAAUGAAGGAAAUGAAUCUUAAAUAUUUCAUCUUUUAUUCAAUAUUCUGGUCCAUAAACCAAACUAAAUGUCAAGUGGCAAAAUGUGAUUACAGUUAUCAAAAUUACUGGUCUACGGGCUAUAAAACUACAAAUACUUCUUAUUAUACUUGUUAUUUGGACACACGGCAAGCAAAUUAUAAUGAAAAGCUGAUACAAAUUGACGGAAAACAUGAAAUUGGACACAGUGAUGAUGACGUAAAGUGGAUUGGUAACAACAAACUGAAGACAUUUUCAUCAAUUAUCUGCCAAAAGUUUCCAAAUCUUAAAGUUGUUCAAAUAACCGACGCAGAACUGGAUUCAAUUGAGGAAGAUUCGUUGUUCAAUUGCAAUAAUUUGGAUCAUUUAUUAAUGCAUAAGAAUAAAAUUCGAGAACUUCCUGAAUAUAUCCUUAUAAAAAAUUCAAAGCUGACAUUAUUAAGACUUUACAGCAAUCAACUGACAACGGUGCCUGAAAAUUUCCUUUUAUACCAAAAGAAUCUUGAAGAUUUAGACUUGAAUGACAAUCAAAUUGAGUUUUUGCCUGGCAACAUUUUUCGAUCACUUCAGAAACUUGAACUGCUGUAUUUGUACAAAAAUAAGCUUCGUUCAAUAAAUCCAGAAUGGUUUGUAAACCUGCAGAAUUUAAAGUGGUUACGCCUUGAUGGAAAUCAAAUUUCUGACAUUCCGUCAAAAUGUUUUGCAGCACUGAGAAAUUUGGAAAAAUUGUGGAUUUACGAAAACAGAAUAAAAAGUUUAAAAUCAGACAAUUUUGAUGGUCUUCAGAACUUGAAUAUAUUAAAUUUGAAUGAUAAUGAAAUUUUCGAUCUUCCAGUCGAUGUUUUUGCUUCAUUAAAAAGCCUCGAUGGAUUAAGUUUAAACAACAAUAAGCUAACAACAAUUCACUCAGACUCUUUCAAAUCAGUUCACAAUAAAUUCACAAGCAUUUAUGUAGGAGACAAUUUAAUUAAUGCAAUCGAUGAAAAGUUGAUAGAUGACAUCAGCACUUUGUUCCAUUUUAACAUGACAAACAACAUUUGCAGUCAACUUUAUUUAAAAACUAGAAAUCAACUAAAAUCGAUGCUUAAAGAAUGUUUUAAUAAUUAUCAGCCUCGACAUCAGCAUCAAUCUCAAAUUAGUCGUCCUUUUCACCAUCAACUUAUAGCGUCAACUUCAAAUAUUUGCGGCAGAUCAUCGACAGGUCAAGGUAAUAUAAUUGGUGGAUCGACCAUCUCCCGAGGAAGCUUUCCAUGGAUAACGGCAUUGGUUAAACCAACAGGAGACUUCUUUUGUGGUGGAACACUCGUGUCAAAUCGGAAAGUUCUGACAGCUGCACAUUGCAUCCAAGACAAGCACACAACGACAGCAACAACAGCAAGUGAAAUUAUAGUCCAACUCGGUGUUUAUGAUCUCAAAAGAACCAUCGAAAUUGGCAGAAUUCCAUAUGCUGUCGAGACAGUCAACGUUCAUUCAAGCUGGAAUACAUUAAGUGAGCCUUACGAUUAUGAUAUUGCUGUGCUGGUCCUCGACACUGAAGUAACUUUUAACAAAUUUAUUCAACCCAUUUGUAUGCCAAACUUAAAUAUCGUAUCUAUAAAAACUGGCAUUGUCGUUGGAUUUGGCAAAAGUGAAGACACAACAAAAGUGCACGAAAACAUUCCAAAAAUGCUCGAGACACCAAUUCACAGUAAUGAGGACUGCUUUUUCCAUGAAUACCGUUUGGUGAAACUGUCAAGCAAGCGAACGUUUUGUGGAGGAACUGGAACUGGCAUAGGAGUUUGUCGAGGUGACAGUGGUGGUGGAUUAAUCGUUAAUGAUGGCGGUGCUUACUAUCUACGUGGAAUUGUAUCUUCUUCGCUGAUUGGAGGACCACAUGGAUGUGAUGUUGACACUUAUUCUGUAUACACAGAUGUGACCAAAUACAUCGAUUGGAUUAAUGGAAUCUCAACAAGUCGAUUUUAAAUACUCAUUAAGAUUUAAGUGAUGGAUUUAAGGGAUAACUUGGUGAUGGAUUUUGUUAUUAAAUCAUUAAAAUUAAGUUAAGGUGGAGGAUUUGAUCUUUUCAUCAGUUCUGCACAUUUGACUUUAGCUUAAAUUCACAAACUUAUUAGGCGUACCUUAAAAAUUAUCUUACUCUAAACCAGUGUUGUUCAACCUAUUUUGAGCCAAGGCAUACCUUAGAGGUGGGCCAUUACAAAAGUCGCAUACAGCAUGCGGCUCGCGUCAUUUACAAAAAAAUUCUACGGCACAUCAGUGCUACGCGGCACACAGUUUGGACAACACUGCUUAAAACCAAAAUCAAGAACACAAAACACUACGAAAUUGAAAAAAAAAUCAACAUAAUUUAAAAAUUCUCCUCAAUUUUAUAUGCUCUCGAUUGUUCCUUCCUCAUUGUUACACUUGACAAACACUGCAUUUUUUAUUAUUUUUAAUAAAGUUCUCCGUUUCUCAUUAUUAUUGUAAUUAUUAUGAUUAUUUUUCGACAAGGCCUGUCAUUGUUGUUAAACUGAUACGGCUACUAAUGAUUUGUGCAUUAAUGGGUUUCUCUUUACGGGUGUUUAGAGUGAGGAUGUGGGAUGUUGAGGAAGAGGUUAAGUUUGAAAUUUUAUAAAGUAAAUUAGAGCGCAUUUUUCAGAAUAUUUCUUUAAACUUUUGAAGGUUAGUUUAAUUUUAUUUUAUGUUUUCAAUAGUAAAACUUUUAAAAAAAUUUUUGCACUUUUUAAUUUAUUUUUACUUUUUGACAUUUUUCAAAUUUUUAAACUUUUUUAAAUUUUUU
Messenger RNA from Chironomus riparius, 2887 nucleotides. The record is from the annotation of a GenBank genome assembly. Lineage: Eukaryota; Metazoa; Arthropoda; Insecta; Diptera; Chironomidae.